AUGGAAUACGAUUGGUCUGCCGUAGAGAAAAAAGAAAGCAAGAAAAAAGUUGGAUGUCGGAUAUGUGUUGGUCUCUGUAUUCUCGGAACUUGUGUGUUGGUGGUGAUCGCAGCAAUUGUGUUGGCAGCUAUCUUCAUUCCUCGAGCACCUAACAUUUCAACAGCUGGAUUCGGAUUUGAAGCAUUUUCAUUGAGUUUCUGUCCAGCUCAAGGAAAGAAUAAUUCUGCCUGUUGUGACGUGAAUCAAUGUUCUUUCGUGUAUCAAACAACGAAUAUGAAUAUUGUGCCAUACAUUACUUUGAGAGUUUCAAAUGGAAAUUUUUUUAAUAUUACUGCCAACAACAUUCAAGCGAGUUUACAAUAUAGUACGAGUACUGUAGCUUCUGUGAAUGUAACCAUGACUUUUGGACCUCAAACAUCACAAGACUAUCGAGUUUAUUUAAAAUGGGAUAACACCCUACCUGCCUCCACCAUGAAACAAAUCGUGUGUCAAUUGUCAAAAGCUAAUAGCAAUAUUAUUACCAUGAUUGUGAAUGUCAAAAUCCAAAGUGUUCAAUAUUUCUCGAGUCAACUUGCAUUCCCUUCACGAUCUGAUCAGUUUAGUACAUCGGUAGAUGCUUGUGGAGCUACUGGAUGUCUCGUUGAUACCAAUUAUCAAGCAUCACUGUGUCAAUAA
Molecule: messenger RNA, 675 nt
Organism: Naegleria fowleri
Lineage: Eukaryota; Heterolobosea; Eutetramitea; Acrasida; Naegleriidae
Exons: 6
Coding region: 1-675 (224 amino acids)
Source: RefSeq, a predicted model, not a curated record